GUUUUGCGAUGCGGUCCUCAUUCAUUCAUUCACCGACUACCAGUCCUGACCGACUUCUCCUCAAGAAAGAAAGAGAGAAAGAAAGAAAAAAAAAUUGAUCUGAGAACCGAUCGAAACACAGUAUUAAUUUUUACAUUAUCAAACGAAAAAUAGAAAUAAUAAUAAGUUGGUGCAUUUAGUCCAGUGGUCUAGUGAAAAUAGAAAUCAGCAAGUGUUGCCCACCCGAAGAAAACAGGAGACACAAUUAACGCAAUGAAAGAUAUAAAAGCGGAAAGCAUGCUGGGAUUGUCAGAGAUCACGGACAACAAGAAGAUAUGGCGUAUGCUCGCGGCUGAGAUGCUGGGCACCUUCUUCCUGGUCUUGAUAGGAUGCGCAUCGGUGGUCACCAGCGAUGGAUCGACCAUCCAAAUAGCAUUGACAUUUGGCCUGGUGGUAGCAAGUUUGGCGCUGGCGAUAGGACACGUGAGCGGAUGCCAUAUAAACCCGGCGGUGACCUGCGGCCUCUUCGUAACGGGCGAUAUCAAACUGCUGAAAGGGCUCUUCUACAUCGUGUCCCAGUGCAUCGGAGCUGCUGCAGGAUCGGCAGUUCUCAGAGCCGUUAUACCGACUACGUUGGAGGGAACCCUCGGAGCAACCGGACUCCAAGGAAUCACCGAAGUGCAGGGAUUCAUCAUCGAGAUUUUCCUCACAUUCGUCCUGGUCUUCGUGGUGCAGGCGUGCUGCGAUCCCCGUCGCAAGGACAUAAAAGGAUCCGCUCCUUUGGCCAUCGGACUCAGCAUCACCGCUUGCCACUUGGCUGCUAUUAAGUUAACAGGCGCCAGUAUGAAUCCAGCUAGGAGUUUCGGUCCGGCCGUCAUCAUGAACAAUUGGGUUGAUCACUGGGUGUAUUGGGCUGGUCCAAUCGUUGGUGGUGUUCUCGCUGGAUUUGUCUACAAAUUCUUAUUCAAGGUGCGAAAGGACGAGGACGAUUCCUACGAUUUCUGAAGAAUACCCGAUGCGAUCGUUUCGUACUUAAUACAUAUCAACGAAAGAAGAGAGGAGCAACGAAAAGAAAUUUCUUCGCGAACUCACCAAAAUCAUAACUCAUCAUUUAGAAUCGAACCCUCCUGUCCUCUAUUCCCCCUUUCCCCUAAUUGCGCCCAAAAAUUAAUUUAGAUUUAUUAAUCGACGUUUACGUAAGUGUAUAAAUUUAGUGAUUUUAAGGACAUAGAAAUAUAUUUUAUAUUAAAUUA
Nicrophorus vespilloides is the source of this 1232-nucleotide messenger RNA. It is a transcript of the gene Drip, whose product is annotated as aquaporin AQPAe.a. The record is from RefSeq and is a predicted model, not a curated record. Gene Ontology annotation, biological process: transmembrane transport. Gene Ontology annotation, cellular component: plasma membrane. The transcript is spliced from 6 exons. The coding region runs from base 253 to 984 and encodes 243 amino acids. Lineage: Eukaryota; Metazoa; Arthropoda; Insecta; Coleoptera; Silphidae. Gene Ontology annotation, molecular function: water channel activity.